Racocetra fulgida is the source of this 777-nucleotide messenger RNA. NCBI's taxonomy places the organism in Eukaryota, Fungi, Glomeromycota, Glomeromycetes, Diversisporales, Gigasporaceae. The record is from the annotation of a GenBank genome assembly.
ACGGGUAAAGAUGAGGUGGUUCUUAUGCGUAGUAUCGGCUUAAAAAAGGAAGAUUAUUCCUUGGAUAAAAAAACUGCGACGAAAAAUGAUGUAAUGAAUUUACUCGAAAGUGCCGGAUUUUCUCGUUCCAAUCCUUAUUACAUUGUCCCACAAGGAAGGGUAAGGGAUGAUUUUAUCACUGCUUUGACGAAUGCUAAAGAUCCAGAACGAUUGCAAUUACUAAAAGAAGUUGCUGGCACAAGGGUAUAUGAACAACGGAGACAAGAGAGCAUGAAAAUUAUCGAAGAAACAGAUAAGUUUAUUAAAACAUUUAUUCGCUCCCUUAAAGAUUCUAAAAGAUCAAAAAUCGAAGAACUUCUCACUUAUAUUGAAGAACGUCUUGAAGAACUUGAAGAAGAAAAAGAGGAACUGAAAAAUUUUCAAGAAAUGGAUCGUGAAAGACGGUGCUUGGAAUAUUCAAUAUUUCAUCGUGAACAGACUGAUAUACUUCGUCAGUUGGCCGAGAUGGAUGAACAACGGGAAAAAGGUGUCCAUGGUUCGAAUCAACAAAACAUGGAAUUCAAUGAUCUUGAGCAAGAAAUUACACGUGAAAUGGCAGAACUCCAAGAAAAAAUUGAACUCUUGAGAGUGGAAAAGAGGGAGCUUGAUGAAGACAUGCAAGAACAGAUUAAAGUCCACGCACAAAUUGAGUUGGCAAUUAAAGAUAUGGAAGACACCGCACAACAAAAUAAAGAAACAAAAGUUUGUGAUUUAUAUUACAUUGAUUCAAGUCUCUGA